UCAAAGCGAUAAACUGAUAAAAGAAGAAAUCUUGCUGUUGAUACAAACUCGUGGAUAUUUUCACACUUUACGCGCCAUGUUUGUUAUUGAGAUAUAUUUAUUUUUACUUUGCAAUAAUUAGGGAUGCGUAAAAUAGUUAGCGUAAUUAUUAGAAUCAAUUUUUUACAACUUUUCAAGCCAUGAGUUCGGAGAAAGAUAGCCAGUGCCAAGCUAGUGAUGCUAGCAGUGGGGUCUACACAGCAGCAACUGGAGUAGCAGGAUCAUCCCCACUUGCUGAUAAUUGGGACGCGGCCAGUGUUUCAAAAUCUUCUCAAUCAAGUGGUAAGCGAUUGACAUUUGAAAGUCCUCAAGCAUCAUCAAGCCCAAGACCUUCUUCUGCAAAAGACCGUCAGCUAGCCCAUUUGCUGAACCACACUCCUAACGAUGUGCGAAAUUUCUCCUGGAAGUUCCAGCGUCAAAUAGCGGAACUUUUGAACCCUCGAAAGGAGCCAACAGGAGAAGACUGGCGCAUGGUUGCAUCGAACUUAGGUAUCAAGGCUGCUACUAUUCGAACACUUGAAUCAAAAGAAAAUCCCACAAUGGAACUGUUAAAUUUAUGCCAUACUACAACGACAGUGGACUUUUUUCGUGCGAUCGAUGAGAGCGGAAGGUUCGAUGUGAUCUCGGACCUCUUGGAGAAGUUGAGCCUAGAGCCACCCAGCAACAAAUUGCCAACACAGGAAUCGCUUGACGACAGUACAAGUACGAGUGUAAGCGGGAUCUCUCUCCCACCAGACGAAUCUUUUGGUGCUUCAUCCGGUAGAUCCCGUUUGUCAAAAACGCCUUCUGAGCAUAUAGAGGAUGAAAGUGAUGAUGAAAUUAUGAAUGUCAUUGAGAGGCACCUCACACAGGAAUCCCGAGAGUUCUGGCGUAGCAUACCGGGGGUCCAGCAUCAACACAAGAUAUGGAAGGAUUUUCAUGAAGCAAUGAGAAGAGCCUGCCCUGAUGAAAUUCAGCGAGGCUGUGUCAUCAAAUUCCUGUGCAAUGUUUUCAAGAUCUGCUUCGAGGAGCGUGAUACCAAAGACGUCAGCCUGUUGUCGUUUUGUCGGCUGGUUGCCUGGUUUGGUCCGAUGGUUCCUGGAAAAGGAGGCGCACUGCACAAGAUUCACGAGCUCAUGACAAAGUCGCUAUCCAAAAGUAACAUCGGCAAACAAAGUUGGUUUGCUGGCCACAUGGAUGAGACUGAAAGUGAGCGGCUCCUACGGGACCUCUCUCCAGGCCAUUUUCUCAUAAGGUUUAGCACGUCCAGGGCAGACGACGGUUUCUUUGUCUUGGCUGUCAAAACACGUGACAAUGGCGUGGUUCAGGUUCAAAUUGAGAGUUCACCAAGAGAAGGCCUGUUGAUUCUUGGCGGCGAAGUCUUCCAAAGUCUCGUGGAAAUUGUCGAAAAACUUCGAAACGAAACACUCCUAGAGGAUUGCAGACAGCUUCUCAUCAAUCCCUGUCCAAACCUUCCCUUGAACGCCAUAUUUAGUGGUUAUGGGCGUGCAGGACCAAUAAGAGGAAGACCGAGGGGGAGGGGGAGGGGGCGGGACUCCCUACCUGCUUCAUAGCCCUCUUACAACACAGGCCAUUCGUCAGCUGUAUCGUAGAAAGCAAGUCUCUCCUAACUGAUGUAAUCAAGACAAAGGAGGAGUUAGUCUUCAACCAAAGCUACAGGAAGCCAUUCAUUAGCUGCGUUGCAGAAAGCAAGUCUCCCCUAACUGAUAAAAUCAGUACACACGUAGUCUCCCGUCAACAGAAGCUAGAGCAUAGUGCCGUAGGGCCCCCUCCCCAGUUAUACGGACCAUACUGAACAACCGUACGGAAAUGAGCAGUAGGGGAGUGACUGUGCCCCCCCCCUGCCCCCAAGGUUUCUAAUGACUGUAUCUUUACCUAAGUUUAGAAGCCUUUUCUUGCUGAUGAAAUCAUUACUCACGAGGAAUAAGUUCACAAAUUGUGCUAGUUAUAUUCAUUACUUACGAGGAAUAAGUUCACAAAUUGUGCUAGUUAUAAUCAUUACUCUCGAGGAAUAAGUUCACAAAUUGUGCUAGUUAUAAUCAUUACACACGAGGAACAAGUUCACAAAUAGAGCAAGUUAUAUCAAGCACCGAAAUAGAGUAACCGGUUAAACUGGAUAGAGUACAA
Nematostella vectensis (starlet sea anemone) is the source of this 2166-nucleotide messenger RNA. RefSeq lists its product as uncharacterized. The record is from RefSeq and is a predicted model, not a curated record. Bases 180 to 1592 code for a protein of 470 amino acids. Gene Ontology annotation, biological process: signal transduction. The transcript has 11 exons. Lineage: Eukaryota; Metazoa; Cnidaria; Anthozoa; Actiniaria; Edwardsiidae. Gene Ontology annotation, molecular function: phosphotyrosine residue binding.